AUGGAUAAUAUGAGCGACUCUUAUGACAGUACUGCCACCAUGCCUACCGGUCGAUCUCAACGUGUGGAAAGUAUUGAAGAAUUGGAACAACGAUUAAGAGCUGAACAACAACAGUCAAUUGCUUCUAUGAGAGAAGAGAUGAUGACACAGCUCAGGGCAGAACUCUCUAGCGGGAUACCAGGACAAUCAAACCAGCAACAGUUUCAGCAACAACCAUUUCAGCAGCAACCAUUUCAGCAUCAACCAUUUCAGCAGCAGCAAUUUCAGCAACAACCAUUUCAGCAGCAGCAGCAGCAACAACUUCAGCAGCAGUAUCAGCGUCCUAAUCAAUCACAACGUCUGCAAAAUUCCAACAAUUUCAAUUAUAUGACAGGUGUGAACUAUGCAGUUCAACAGAUUCAGAGCGUUGGAAGGAACUCACAGUCGUCCUACCAACCAGCAAGUCUUCAUGAGGACCCGGCGGAAGAUGAGGGGUAUCGACCCGGUGAAGUUGAUUUGAACGUAUCCUCUGACCCGGAUGAGAAUUUCUUUACAGGUCUCCAAAAUGACCCUUUAUUGCAAGGGAUGCUUGGGCAGCAGGGGCUGGCAAUUCUUGGAGAAUUGGAAAUUCCCGGUUUCACAGUUCAUGAUUCCACUUCUAUGAAUCAAGGUGGCAUAAUAAGUCCACUUGUCCAUAGUGGUGGAAAUAGUCAAGGCAGAGGGGUAGGUUCUUCAUCUGAAAUGUCUAUGGGCGGCGGUAGGCCAAGCGCCGGAAGGGCAAGUGUGGGAAGGACAAGCGCCGGAAGGGCAAUCGUGGGAAGAGGAAGCGGUGGAAGAACAAGUGCCGGAAGAAGAGGAAGGGGAAACGGUCAAAAUGCAUAA
Molecule: messenger RNA, 861 nt
Organism: Trifolium pratense (red clover)
Lineage: Eukaryota; Viridiplantae; Streptophyta; Magnoliopsida; Fabales; Fabaceae
Product: signal transducer and activator of transcription C-like
Exons: 1
Coding region: 1-861 (286 amino acids)
Source: RefSeq, a predicted model, not a curated record